Messenger RNA from Oryza sativa Japonica Group (Japanese rice), 877 nucleotides. RefSeq lists its product as uncharacterized. Gene Ontology annotation, biological process: vacuolar protein processing. Lineage: Eukaryota; Viridiplantae; Streptophyta; Magnoliopsida; Poales; Poaceae. The record is from RefSeq and is a predicted model, not a curated record. Gene Ontology annotation, cellular component: intracellular membrane-bounded organelle.
GGAGAGUGAAUUUGGAGCGAGGCAAUAAGAUCUCAGCGGAGGAGGAGACGAGGGGGAGGGAGACCCAGCGAGGGAGGAGAGGAGGAUUCCGAGCGCUGCAGCCAGCCAUGGCGAAGCAAGGGGUGAAGAAGACGAGGGACGCGAACAAGAAGCGGAUGGACCUCAUCCUGCGCCUAAUCCUCGCGGCCAACGUUAUUUACAUAGUAGUGAGAAUGGCUGUAAUGCAUUCGUCUUUCACCUGGAAGCAUUGGAUUGGUCUUGCUGUGACAUCUGCUGCAUAUUUUCUGCCGUACAAGCAACUUGCCAAUAUGUCAGAGCCAGAAUACUCUGAGAAUGGAGAGUUAAUUAAUGCUGGUUAUGACUUGAACGCUGGUGGAAUGUCCGAAUAUUUACAAGAUGUGAUAUAUAUCACUCUCUUUGUGCAGCUGAUGUCUAUUUUUUCUGAUAAAUUUUGGUGGACAUAUUUGGUGAUUCCAGCUUAUGGUGGAUACAAGAUUUCCGGUCUGUUGAGAGGAGCAUUUUUCGGUGGUAGUUCAGAGGGCGAAGAAGAGGAUGAGAAGACCCGAAAGAAAAGGGAGAAGAUGGAGAAGAAGGCAUCUAGGGGGAAGAUUAUCAAAACCAGGACUCGUUGAUGGCACAUGUAGUGUAUCGGGGCUCGUUGAUGGCUCAUGUGUAUUAUUGUUUGAAGGGUAGGUUUGCUUUACAUGGCUGUCCAACUGAAAUGUAAGCUGUCGGGCAGAAUUGUUUCAUGAAUUAUUCGAUCAUUUGCCCCAGCAGCUUAGUAGUAGCACAAAUUUGAACUAAUCCUCUUAACUUAUCGAUACCAGCAUUAUCAAUGAGCAGCUCUCUUUUGGGUUAGCAUUUCCCAACAAUGAGA